Telopea speciosissima is the source of this 1180-nucleotide messenger RNA. RefSeq names its product annexin-like protein RJ4. Gene Ontology annotation, molecular function: calcium ion binding; calcium-dependent phospholipid binding. Gene Ontology annotation, cellular component: cytoplasm. The record is from RefSeq and is a predicted model, not a curated record. Lineage: Eukaryota; Viridiplantae; Streptophyta; Magnoliopsida; Proteales; Proteaceae. The transcript has 7 exons. The coding region runs from base 59 to 1009 and encodes 316 amino acids.
CCAAACACUCACAUUUCACUCUUUUUAGAUUCCAAGAAGAAGAGCUCAACAAUCAACAAUGGCUACUCUCGUUGUGCCCGAAAACAACCCUUCUCCUGUUGAAGAUGCAGAGAUUCUCAGGAAGGCUUGCAAAGGAUGGGGGACGGAUGAGAAAGCCAUUAUUUCAGUACUCGGGCACAGAAAUGCAUUUCAGCGGAAGCAAAUCAGGCAAACUUAUGAGGAGCUUUAUCAAGAGGAUCUCAUCAAGCAGCUUGAGUCUGAGCUUUCUGGGGAUUUUGAGAAAGCAAUAUAUCGUUGGAUAUUGGAUCCUGCUGAUAGAGAUGCAGUUUUAGCUAAUGUGGCAUUGAAGAAUGCAAAACCUAAUUACCGGGUGAUCGUCGAAAUUUCAUGUGUUCACUCUCCUAAUGAACUUUUGGAGGUGAAAAGGGCAUACCAUUCCCGAUACAAGCAUUCCCUGGAAGAAGAUGUUGCUUCCCAUACCAAAGGAGACUUACGCAAGCUUUUGUUUGCUCUUGUGGGCACUUAUAAGUAUGAUGGCAAUGAGAUAGAUUCACGCUUAGCAGCCUCAGAGGCCAAAAUUCUUCAUGAAAUGAUCCGAGGGAAAUCAUUCGGUCAUGAAGAUGUGAUUAGAAUCAUGGGCACAAGGAGUAGGGCACAGCUCAUUGCAACUUUCAAUUGCUUCAAGGACCAGCAGAGCACUUCCAUCACCAAGAGCAUUGUGGGGGAUCCGGAUGAUGCAUUCUUAGAGGCAUUGCGUGUAGCUACCCGAUGUAUCUAUGCUCCUCAAAAGUACUUUGGAAAGGUUUUACAGAAUGCCAUUAAUAAGGUGGGGACUGAUGAAGAUGCUCUCACUCGUGUGAUUGUCACACGUGCUGAGAAGGACUUGAAGGACAUCAAGGAGAUGUAUCACAAGAGAAGCACUGUAACUCUUGAUCAUGCAGUAGCCAAGGAAACUUCAGGGGACUACCAGGCUUUCCUCCUUACUUUACUUGGAAGUGAAGGGCACUAGCUCUGUUCUUCUUGAUGGGUAAAGAGACUAUUAUCCAUCUGAACUCAGCAGAUAUUAGGUCUUUGUUUAAUGUAUGGAAUGCAAACUCUAGUUUACUGCUUAUUAAGGGACAGACUGCUUCUGCUUUCUAAGCCUUAACUGGUUAUGUGCAUUGAACUUGAAUUGUGUCAA